AGGUUUAGAGGGAUUAAGUGACGUACCUAAGGUCACACAGCUACUUAGUGGUGGAGCUAGAGUUGGAAUGCAGGCCUCUCUGACCGCAGAGCCCUUGUUCUAGACUGACGGGUGGAUGGAUGGCUGAAUAGAUGGGGGGAUGGGAGAGAGAGAGGAACUAAACAGAGAAGUCCAUGCCAGGGAGAUUGAAAUUCAUGCCAGGGCAACGGGAAGACACUGGAAGGCUGUAAGCAGGAGAGACAGGUCAGGUUAGGGAUUUACAAAGGGGACAGAUGGUUGAGAGCCAAUGACACUUGAGGCAGGAGGCCGUUUUUCUGGUAAAUCCCAGUUCCCACUUGUGGGGAGCUUCAUUUCUUUAAGCACCGAGUUAUUUCUCUUAGGGCAAGACAUGUUUUUGUGCACACAUGGGAUUACUGAUGGAGGGAAAUGCCGAGGAAGAGGGGCUCAGAGUCGGGAAGAGGAGACGAGUGGCAGAAUACUGCGAAGUUCUGGGGAGAGCCUGUCCUUGCAGGGGAGCACAGCACCAGGAAGGGAGGAGCCCCACAGCCCCACUCCCCAUUUCCAAGGUGACGGUGGAGAGGAACGGGCACUCAGCACUGAAGCAGAGCCCUGGAUAACUGUGACCUUGGAGGAAGGCUCCCCACCCAUCACUCAGCGCCAGCUGCAGCAGGUGAAGAGGGGCAAGGCGAGCCAGUUCUUCGGGCUGAUGGGGAAGCAGAUGGGAGGAACACCUCGGAUCCAGCCAGGGAGAAAAGCAGCACCAGGGUAUCAGUCGGAACAAACCGUGCCUGGCCUCCUGGGCAGGAGAAGACCGUCCACAGAAGGCAGAGAAGAUGAGGACCAAGGUUCAGAGUGAGAGCCUCCACUGUGCGCUUCUCAGAGGACGCCACCUCUCCCUACCUGGAUGUCACAGCUGACCAGCAGGCAGGCCAGAUCCCUUCUCUGUGUGUCUCCUGAUCUCAACACUGGCAUUUCACACGAGGCCCAAACUGAACUCAUGGGGCUUUCCCUGGGACUCUCAGUGUCAAGCAGCAGUUGUGCAUGAAUGCACAGUGGUCACCCUCUUUGCCCUCCUGCACUCAGAGCCCUCAUCUCACCGUGCAGCAGCAGCGAGCCUCACGCACUGUGUACCUCCCAUGCCCCGCACACAGGAGGGGCUCAAUAAAGGCGUGACCAGUGA
Lemur catta (Ring-tailed lemur) is the source of this 1180-nucleotide messenger RNA. It is a transcript of the gene TAC4, whose product is annotated as tachykinin precursor 4. The coding region runs from base 287 to 856 and encodes 189 amino acids. The record is from RefSeq and is a predicted model, not a curated record. Lineage: Eukaryota; Metazoa; Chordata; Mammalia; Primates; Lemuridae. The transcript is spliced from 6 exons.